This is a messenger RNA of Iphiclides podalirius (scarce swallowtail), 270 nucleotides long. Lineage: Eukaryota; Metazoa; Arthropoda; Insecta; Lepidoptera; Papilionidae. The record is from the annotation of a GenBank genome assembly.
AUGAGCACUCGGCCAGUCAUGGGAGCCAACAUUGUCUAUGGAAGUUUAUCAAUUAAACGUGGUAAAACUGUAAUUGGCAAAAACGGAACGCGCUUGCGCGAGUCUAAACAGCGGGUGAACGCGGUGCGGUGCGGAGCGGAGGGUGGCAAGGCCGGGGUGAGGUGCGCAGAGCGAGAAUUCGGUGGCGCGCACAUAUGCGCCGGUGAAGUUCGUCGAGGCCACACACUUUUGAAACAGGUACAAGGGCAACAUUUCUCAAAUUGCAGAUUC